This is a messenger RNA of Trichosurus vulpecula (common brushtail), 1734 nucleotides long. RefSeq names its product coiled-coil domain containing 102B (gene CCDC102B). The coding region runs from base 88 to 1734 and encodes 548 amino acids. The record is from RefSeq and is a predicted model, not a curated record. Lineage: Eukaryota; Metazoa; Chordata; Mammalia; Diprotodontia; Phalangeridae. The transcript is spliced from 9 exons.
CAGGAAAUUCAGUUGUUUACACAUGUGUCUGUAACACUGAGAAGCAAGAGCAGCCCAGCAAGCCCAGAGGGCCUUAAGCAGUGAAAAAUGAAUUUCGAUUCCAUCCACAAAUUAAUUGAAGAAACACAAAUUUUUAAGCUCCAGCAAUCUUCGCUGAGAUCACCUUGUGAAUCAGUAGCACCUGCCUCACCACUACGUGACCCCUGUAAUUCUUACUUACCACCCCAAGGCCUGAAUUCACAUGGUGCCCGGAACUUCUAUGCUCACUCCUACAGCAGCAAUGACUGGGAUAUCUGUGAAGAGCUUCGAGUUCGAGAACUUGAAGAAGUCAAGGCUAGAGCUGCGCAGAUGGAAAAGACCAUGCGCUGGUGGUCAGAUUGCACUGCCAACUGGAGAGAGAAAUGGAGCAAAGUGAGAAUAGAAAGGAAUAAAGCCAGGGAGGAAGGACGGCAGCUCAGAAUAAAAUUAGAGAUGGCAAUGAAGGAAUUGAGUGCCCUCAAAAAGAAACAAAGUUCACUAAAUGAAAAGGAAGCACUGGAUGCUGAAGUCAUCUGGAAGGAGAAGUCUGGGCUUGUGGAAGGCUCCUGUCCACAGGAAGCUCAAUUUCCUGUGGCUUCUGAGGAAUGUGGUACUCCUGGGAUCAAUUUGGGAAAAAUACAGGUUUAUCUAAAAGAAGAUAUAAGCAAGAAGGAAAUAGAAAUGGUUGCCAACCCAGUAAGAUUCAACCAGAAUUUGGAUUUAAAAGGCCCUGAUUUCUUCAGAAAAGGUCUUUCUGGCAGCUGUGUGACAAAGCCUGCACUGAGGCUAGAUAAUGUAGCACAACCUUUGGAGAAGGAACUAACACAGAUUUCGACUCUGAAGUUUCAUUUGGACGAGUCUCAGAGAAUUUUGUGGAAGGAAAGAGAUUUGCGUUCAUCUUUGGAAAAAGAAGUUGAGUUACUCGAGUCAGCAUUGUCUCUUUGGAAAUGCAAGUAUGAAGAAAUGAAAGAAUCAAAAGAGAUGGGUUUAAACCAGUUUAACAUAUUUCAGGACCUACAAGAAAAUGAAGUGGAAAAGGUUUCAGAAGAUAGAACGGAUGAAGCCAAUUGCCAAAACAGCAAGGACAGAUUGAUCUGUGAGCUGAGAGAGGAGCUGGAGAGACUACAGGCUGAGAAUACCUCUGAGUGGGGCAAGAGGGAAAUACUUGAGACGGAAAAACAAGGACUGGAAAGAGACAAUAGAAGGUUAAAGGCCCAGGUGAAGGAAAUGGAAGAGCUUUUGGAUAAAAAAAAUCCAUUAGCUGCAGUCCCUCAAGGUCCUGAUUUGAAGACGUCACAAAGUGAACUACUAGAGAAAAACAAGGAGCUGGCUGAACUUCAACAGGCCUACUGCAAACUAAACAAACAGUAUCAAGAGAAAAUGGCAGAACUGAUUCAUGCAAACAACAGAGUGGAUCACCAUGAGGCAGAAGUAAAGAAACUGAGAUUUCGAGUGGAAGACCUAAAAAAGAGCCUCAGCCAUGCAGAAGAUGAGCUUGAUGGCUCGCUAAAUCAGAUUUGGAAGCUCCAGCGAUCACUGGAUGAACAGAUAGAAAUGAACGAUAGUCUACAGAUUCAGCUCAAUCAUCUACAAAGCAGAUUCAAGAGACAAAAAAAUGUGUGUCCUGCAUAUGGAAUCAAAGUGAGUCCUAAAUAUGCUUUUGAGGACUCCACAGAAGCUGAGUAUGAGGAGGAAGGUGGCCAGUCUAUUUCAUGA